This is a messenger RNA of Eublepharis macularius, 1224 nucleotides long. It is a transcript of the gene KRAS, whose product is annotated as KRAS proto-oncogene, GTPase. Gene Ontology annotation, biological process: Ras protein signal transduction. The transcript has 7 exons. NCBI's taxonomy places the organism in Eukaryota, Metazoa, Chordata, Lepidosauria, Squamata, Eublepharidae. Gene Ontology annotation, cellular component: plasma membrane. The coding region runs from base 395 to 1144 and encodes 249 amino acids. The record is from RefSeq and is a predicted model, not a curated record. Gene Ontology annotation, molecular function: GTPase activity; GDP binding; GTP binding.
UCUGUAACUUGUACAUGAAUUUAAUACAACCUACCCUGUUUUGUACAGCAUACCUGGAUAAAACUGUAGUCUUGCCUUUGAGUAAAUACUGUACUAGUACUACACCAGCUGAGCGAGUAUGACUGACUGGUAAAACUCUAGACUUGGGAACAUCUUUCAGUGCGCGCACAUGUGCACAUCAGCCACUUAUUAGCAAUCCAAAAAUAGGCAAAGUACUUCGUAAACAGCUGGUUCCUGUUGCAGAGCAAUAGACACAGAAUACAAGUGAGUGCACCUAUUCCAUAGGUACAUAGAACAAGACUGGGGAGCCCUCCCAUAUUUCUCCUCGCUAACCAAUAACCGUCUGGCUCAACUGUUAUUUUGGAACCUGCCGAGAGCAGAGUAGCAGCAUUGCAUGUACGUCCUGGAAGCAGCAAAGACAGCUCGAGCAGGCAACGCAGAGAGGGCAGGCCUGCAGAAGAUGACGGAAUACAAGCUUGUGGUUGUUGGAGCUGGUGGCGUAGGCAAGAGUGCGUUGACGAUACAGCUAAUUCAGAAUCAUUUUGUAGAUGAAUACGAUCCGACAAUAGAGGAUUCGUACAGGAAACAAGUAGUCAUCGAUGGAGAAACUUGCCUCUUGGAUAUUCUGGAUACAGCUGGUCAAGAAGAGUAUAGCGCAAUGCGGGACCAAUACAUGAGGACGGGAGAGGGCUUUUUAUGUGUAUUUGCUAUAAAUAACACCAAAUCUUUUGAAGAUAUUCACCAUUAUAGGGAACAAAUAAAAAGAGUGAAAGAUUCGGAAGAUGUCCCCAUGGUGCUAGUAGGAAACAAAUGUGAUUUGCCUUCCAGAACUGUAGACACAAAACAAGCUCAGGACUUAGCAAGAAGUUACGGAAUCCCUUUCAUCGAAACUUCGGCAAAAACGAGACAGAGAGUGGAGGAUGCUUUUUAUACCCUGGUGCGAGAGAUCCGUCAGUACAGAGUGAGAAAAAUCAGCAAAGAAGAAAAGACUCCCGGGUGCGUGACAAUUAAAAAAUGCCUUUUAAUGGGUGUUGACGACGCCUUCUACACGUUAGUUCGGGAAAUCCGAAAGCACAAAGAAAAGAUGAGCAAAGAUGGGAAAAAGAAGAAAAAGAAGUCAAGGACAAAGUGUACAAUUAUGUAAAUGCAAUUUACCCUUUCUCCUGAAGGUGUACGUCAGUAAAUGUCAUUCAUUUUUUGUACCAUUACACUAAAUUAUUAGCA